Molecule: messenger RNA, 1401 nt
Organism: Ambispora gerdemannii
Lineage: Eukaryota; Fungi; Glomeromycota; Glomeromycetes; Archaeosporales; Ambisporaceae
Source: the annotation of a GenBank genome assembly
AUGGGAAUAUCUCGUCAAAGCAGAAUCACCAUUCUGCUGGUGAUCGAUACAUUUUUUUUCUUAUUGGAAAUAAUUGUUGGGUCUUCAGUGAAUUCUUUAGCUCUGGUUGCUGAUUCCUUUCAUAUGCUAAACGAUGUUAUAAGUUUAAUUGUUGCGUUAUAUGCAGUCAAGCUUGCAGCACGGACGACAUUUUCAUCUAAAUAUUCAUAUGGUUGGCAACGUGCCGAAGUGUUAGGCGCACUUGUAAAUGGAGUCUUCUUACUAGCUUUAUGUUUUAGUAUUUUUAUAGAAGCGAUUCAACGAUUUUUUGACCCUAAAGAAAUAAAAAAUCCAAUGUUAGUACUUAUUGUAGGAACAGCUGGAUUCAUAUCAAAUCUUAUAGGAUUAGUUUUAUUUCAUGAACACGGACAUGGACAUGAACACAAAGAACAUUCAGAUAUUCAAUCAAGUGAAACAGUUGAACCCUCGCCAAAUGAGCGAAGAUUAUCUACACCUAUAGAUGAAAUUUUAGUUCAUCCAGCACAAUCACGUCAAUUUGUGGUUCAAGCUGCUCAAGCAAUAGAGGAGGAUGUAUCUGAAGUUGAAUCUGAUGGGCAAGAUAUUACCAAUGCUGAACAAGCUGCAGGAUCAACGCCAGCGGGAGAUUUGGACACUAAUGAAAAUUUAGGUGCGACAUCGCCAUCAAAUGCACACAGAUCAAGCUAUGGUACAUUGAAAAAUACGCAUGGUCACAAGGGACAACCACAUGAUACAUCGAAACAUUCGCAUGGCCAUAAACAUGAACAUCAUAAGGGGCAUGCACAUGGUGGUCAAAAUCUCAAUAUGCAAGGAGUGUUUCUUCAUGUUCUUGGGGAUGCAUUGGGUAAUAUCGGUGUUAUUGCUACAGCGUUAUUUAUUAAUUACACAGAAUAUAAAUGGAGAUUUUAUGCUGAUCCUAUAAUAAGUUUGGUUAUCACGGUUAUCAUUUUUUCAUCUGCAUUACCAUUAGUGCGAAGUGCUUCAUAUAUUCUAUUACAAGGUGUACCAUCCGGUAUUCCCAUAGAUGUUGUACGAGAAAAACUACGAGAAACGCCUGGUGUAUUGUCUGUACAUGAAUUACACAUCUGGCAAUUAUCGGACACGAAACUGAUUGCAUCUGUUCAUGUGCUGCUUGAUCCUCGAACUGAUUAUAUGACAAUUGCAGCUGAUAUAAGAAAAAUUUUGCACUCUUAUGGAGUUCAUUCCGCCACCAUCCAACCAGAAUUUAUUAAGUCGUCUAAUGCUAGUACAUUAAAUGAUCCGGACGCAGAAAUGAUUGCUAAUGAAAUAGAUGGGCAUGAAUCAGCAUGUCUACUUCGCUGUGCUGAAGAUGAGACAUGUGCACAAAAUGUUUGUUGUCCGACUCCAGCGACUACUGAAUAA